AUGCAAGUAUUAAGGGAAGAAUAGGAUGACUUUAAUGAUAAACAGUCCAGACACAGUUAAAGAGACAUUUCAACUUAAAGAACUAAGGCCUCUCUUAAGAUUAAAAACAUAUUCAAAAAGAGCCUCCUUGAAAAAGCUAGAUAAAGGCUUAAAAUGCCAGGAUAUUUUAGAAAACCAUCUGUUGUAUUGUUAUUUAAGAAAUCUUGUCGACUGAUCCUCAUCCUUACUUUUAUUGGUUUAAUAGUUCUGCUUUUCACUUUGAUUUUUCAAUUGUUUGCAUAUUUUAUAACAAACAUUGGAGCAUCGAUUCUUGGUAGGACAUUCUGUACGAUUGCAGCUUUUCCAGGCAGCUUCUGGUUUUGGAGAAAGGAUAUCGAGUACAGAUUUUCAAUGUAAAUUUGCCAUUGCCUUUUAUUAAUAAUAUUCAGUGAUAAUUGUAUGCAAUUGAAAGCAAAUAUAAAGGUCGCUAGAGAAUCAAUAGAAUAGAUGGAGGAAGGGUAACAGAAAGAUUUAUGGUCAUUAGAUCUUGAUUAAUAAAAAGAGUAAGGCUAUUAAGAUUAAGGAAGCAGAUCAUUUAACGUCGAUGUAUUUUUGCUAGAGGACCCGAAUAACAUGAAGAAUUUUUAAGAGCUUAUCUCAACAUUUAAGGAAUUUGAGUUACUCCUUAACUAAUACUUCAAGCCAAAUAAUUUUAAGGAUACAAUAAAAUAUUAUUUUGGUGCUAAACCCCUUGGAACAGGCGAUCUUAUGAGAGCUGAAAUGAUUAUGAAAUAUAACGGAUAGUAAUUUUGGGUUACCAGUUUUGAUGGAAAAUAAAUUGACUGUAUGAUUUUAAAAUCAAACACAAUUCGACCAUCAGAUUCAAGCAAUAGCAAUAACUCAAACAGAUUGUCUGAAGAUAGUGAGUAGAUGAGUUAUUAAAAUAAACCCACAGUACUUUUUUGCAAUCCUAAUGCCUGCUAUUAUGAAUAUUUGCAUUACUAGAAUGAAUGGAUUGACUACUACUAUAAUUUAGGAGUUAAUAUAGUUAUUUGGAACUACAGAUGCUACGGAAGAUCUUAAAAGGGCUCAAUUAGUCCAACUGCUAUAAUGAGAGACGGCGAGAAAGUAUGUCAAUAUGUAAGAAGCAAUUUGAUAUCUGGGAAACUAGCCAUUCAUGGAGAAUCAUUAGGAGGGUGUGUUGCAAGUUAUAUUGCAAAAAAAUGCAAGGUAGAUUUUGUAUUUGUUGAUAGAACUUUCGCAUCAAUGUCUGAUAUUGCCUUCUGGACAUUUGGUGGAAGGAUUGCUUGCACAUUGUUUCUAGUUUUAACUAGGUGGUCAGAAUAAUGCUGGGUUAAUUUUUGGGAGAUUUAGGAAUGUUACAAAUUAAUGGGAUGUGAUCCAGACGACAAAAUUAUUACUGAUCUUGCAUCUCAAAGGAAUUGCAUAGCUAAACACCUUAUCAGAUCAAAGUUAGAUGCCAAUCUCUCCUCUAUACCAAAAUACAAAUCAGAGUAAAAAUUGAACGUAGAUAACUAUAUUAUUUCAAAACAAGAUUUUAAGAUAUUCAAAGAUAGUUUAAUAAAUUUAUCAGAGAUGUUUACUGAUUUUUAAGAGAGAGCUAGAUUAAUACCCUUAUUAUCCCAAAAUGAAAAGUCAAAAAGACAAAGUAUGAAGCUAAAUGAUAACUCAUUGUCUAUUGAUGUUGAUUAAGACCCAAUAAAUAAAUUGAGAGAUAAGGAAUUCAAGAAAAAAAUUUAGCUUGGUGGUAUGACUCCUAAUAUAAAUUAAUUGAACUAUCUGAAUAAUGAUUUAUUGCCUGAGGUCAAUCUAGAGAAUGGAGACUUUAACAACAAUAAUAAAGAUUUUCUAAUUGAAAGUGCUCAUGUCAAAUCUAACUUUGGCAUUAAUAAUCUUCUUAAUAAUUCUGAAAUUGUAUCAGGUGGUAAGGGUGUUAUUCCAGAUGCAUAGAUAAAAAAGAUAUCUCAUCAUAAGAAAAAUAUUCUCAGCCUUUAACUCCCUUAGAUUUAAUUCUAUGGCUCAAGUCAUGCUCCGCAUGAACCAAUAGAGACUGAUUUAGAGGGAAUGUCAGCACUUGAAGAAAAAUAUAUGAGCAUGAAUAUAAUGAGUAAUAGAACAGGGGUUUCAUAGAAACCAUAACUCUAGGCAAUUCCUAAUAAAUAAUCAGAUGAGUAAAGAAGAGUUUAAAAGAUAGAGUAAAAAUAUAUGCUAAUGGAGGAGAAUUCUCAUAAGAAGACAAAUUUCAACUCUCUAUAUCAGAUUCUAUUAAAGAUCAGAAGAAUAUUAGGAUAGAUUGAUGCUGCGGGGAAACCAUUAGUUUCUAUUAUCGACUAGAGACAUAAGGGAAGGUUAGCGUAAUUUAGAUAAGAAGAGGAACUGCAAAUGUUCAUUGCAAAUCUUGAAAUAUUUGGUAGUAUGCAUCCAUUUUCAUCUGAUGAUUUCCCUAAUUACUUAAAUCAAAGAUUCAAAGCACUAAAACAACUAUCUAAUGUUAGAGAUAUCCUUUAUAAGUUGGAUAGCUAAUUCCAUUUAAAAGUUUAAAAUACUGAGCUCAGAACAUCUAAGAAUGAGAAAGAUCUCAGUGAUUUGUUCGAACACGAAAAUCCUUUCCAUCAUGUUAAAUCAUUUGAGGAAGUGAAGCUUGGAGAAAAGGAUAUUGAUGAUUUGGACUUUGAUGCAGAAAUAGCUUAUGAUGUAUCAUAGAAAUAUAGCGACAAUAACAACUUCUCUUGGAAGCACAGAGAUAGUAUAGAGAGUGAUCAGAUAAAAUGUGAUAUAAAGGAGUCAGAGAGAAAGUUGUAAAGGUCAGAGUCAUAGAAUUCCACUACUAAUGACUUAGUAGUUGAUAAUGCAGUUUAGUAGCUAUAAGAAAGGCAAAAAUUGAUUAUCAGUGGAGUUACAAGUGUAGAGCCUAGUACUUAAAAUGAGUCAUCAAUAACAAUGAAUGUCAUAAAUCACACUGAUUUGAACCAAACAACAGUUCUUAAAGGCAUUUCUGCUAAUCUCCCAAAACCUGCUUUUGAUAACAUGAUUGAACCAACAGCUGAAUAAAUAGGUCAUUAUUUGCUAUUGUAAUGCGGACACAACGGAUAUUUUUCACAUAAAGAGAGACUAAUUUAUGAGAAGCAUUUAGUUAAAUCAGGAUUUAUAAGUGAAACAUAGCUAAGUCAUGUAAAUAUGAACAGAGCUUCUUGUGUUACGAUUGAUGACUUUGAAGGAGGAGGGGGGUAUAGAACCAAAGCAAAUUUAGAAUAGCUUCAUAGCAAUUCUACUCACGGGAGCUAACAGCAAAUGCUAAUGCUAUUGUAAAGUUCAAAUAUGGAUACUAAUAUUGCAAAUUUAACGACUUAUAACAACACGAUGGGGCUCAAAGAUUUGAAAACAAUAACAGGAGAUAAUACUUAAGUUACGGAGGGGACCAAGGUAUUUGGCUAGAAAUUGCAAAGCGAAAGAUUAUAGCAAGAAGCUAGUGUCUUAAAUGAUAGCUAUUUGCCUUUCAAUGAUUGA
Messenger RNA from Stylonychia lemnae, 3507 nucleotides. The record is from the annotation of a GenBank genome assembly. NCBI's taxonomy places the organism in Eukaryota, Ciliophora, Spirotrichea, Sporadotrichida, Oxytrichidae.